AUGGAAGUCGAUCCAUCUAUUUCGUCAAUUCCAUUCGUUCAAAUGAACAUCUUCAAUGAAGAUCAAGAGAUUAUCUUGUCAAUGAACACUGUUUUCCGAAUUGGUGAUAUCCAACAAAUUGAUAAUCAGUUAUGGCAAAUAAAUCUAACAUUAACGAGUGACACUGAUCCACAAUUGGAAUGUUUGACCGACUAUAUUCGAAAAGAAAUUGAGAACGAAAAUGCUUUAAACAGUUUAGCUUUAUUAAUGAACAAAAUGGGUCAUUUCGAUAAAGCUAAAGAAAUCUAUACAACCUUGCUAGAAACUACAUCUUCGGCUACAAAUUAUAGCAGUAUUGGCUUGACGUAUCAAUCAAUGGGAAAUUAUUCCACCGCACUGUCUUACUUUGAAAGAACACUUGAAAUUGAUCAAAACUCUCUUCCAUAUGAUCAUCCAUCGGUAGCUACUACGUAUAACAACAUUGCUGGAGUCCAUCAAUCAAUAGGAAACUAUACAUCAUCACUCUCAUUUUAUAUGAGAGCACUCGAAAUUAAACAGAAAAAUCUUCCAUCAAGUCAUCCAUCAUUGUCAAAUAUCUAUAAUAAUAUUGGCGAAGUGUAUAGUUCAAUAGGAGAAUACUCCAAAGCGCUUUCAUUCUACGCAAGUGCGUUAAAUAUUCAGCGAAAAUUUCUUCCAUAUAAUCUUCCAUUAUUGGCUAUUAUCUAUAAUAACAUCGGUUCUGUACAUCGAUUGCUAGGAAAUAAUUUCAUUGCAAUUGAAUUCUAUGAAAAAACACUUGAAAUCGAGCUUCACUAUCUUCUACCCAAUCAUCCAUCAUUGGCAACUACUUACAACAACAUAGGUCUUUUGCAUAGUUCCAGAAAAAACUACCCGACUGCUCUUGCUUACUACGAAAAAGCACUUGAUAUUGGACAAAAAACUCUUCCAUCGGAUCAUUCAUCAUUAGCAUUACUCUAUAAUAACAUUGGUGAAGUUUAUGAUUCAAUGAAAAAACAUUCAGCAGCUCUAUCUUUCUAUGAAAAGUCACUUGAAAUCUUACAGAAAUCGCUUUCAGCUAAUCAUCCAGAAUUAGCUGCUGUUUAUAACAAUAUUGGCGAGGUAUAUCGAUCAACAGGAUUUUAUUCAACAGCAUUGUCAUAUUAUGACAAGACACUAAAAAUUGAACAAAACACUCUUCCAUUGAAUCAUCCAUCGUUGGCUAUUACCUACACAAAUAUAGCUGUAGCAUUAGAAGGUCUUCAACGAUAUCAUGACGCUGUUGAACAUGCAGAACCAGCUGUUGAUAUUAUUCGUCAUACUUUUGAAUCUAAUCAUUCAAAAGCAAAAGAAAUUCAAAAUUACCUUGAUAAACUCCGAGAAAAACUUUAA
Molecule: messenger RNA, 1368 nt
Organism: Rotaria sp. Silwood2
Lineage: Eukaryota; Metazoa; Rotifera; Eurotatoria; Philodinida; Philodinidae
Source: the annotation of a GenBank genome assembly